Dermatophagoides farinae (American house dust mite) is the source of this 779-nucleotide messenger RNA. NCBI's taxonomy places the organism in Eukaryota, Metazoa, Arthropoda, Arachnida, Sarcoptiformes, Pyroglyphidae. The record is from RefSeq and is a predicted model, not a curated record.
UUAUUUUUUGUUCAAAACGAAAAAUUCUGAAAUUCUAAAAAAAAUCAAAAAUGCAACGAAUACGUGAUACAUUUCGACGUCGUGGUGGUACCAGUGGUGGCGGUGGUAAUGAACAACGACAAUCACAAGCACCACCAUCAUCAUCAUCAUCAUCAAUGAUAAUUGGUUCAUCAGAAUCAUCAUCAACAUCAUCGACAUCAUCACCGGCUGCUAUAAUUACUACAACUGGUUAUUAUUCUUCUACUACACCAUCAACAUUAGAACAACAAGCUAAAGCGGAAGCUUGUAGACAACAGAAUAGACAUCGGCGUCAAAUGUUAUUGUUACAACAACAGCAACAACAACAACAAAAAAUAAUGAAAAAACAUCAACAUUAUCGUAAUAAUAGUGGAAGUAAUGGUGGUGGUGGUGGUGGUGGAAGUUUAUACGGUGGCGCUAAUAUCGGAAGCGGCGGAAAUAUUCAUACUGGAUUUAGUAGUAGUACAAAUUCAACGCCAACACAUUUAGCAUCAUCAAUUGGAUCUGGUCAUCAAUCAUCAUCACAACAAUCAUCACCAUCACAUUCAUAUACUGAAGAAAUUAUUACCGGAAUUGGAAACACUGCUGGCACUACCAGUGGUGGUGGGGGUGGUGUUGGUGUUAGUAGUAGUGGUGGUGGUGGUGGCAGUGGUAAUUUCUGGUGUAGUACAGGUGGUAUAUAUCCAUAUGAUAUGACAAUGACAAUGAUGAUUGAACCAAGACGUGAUGUACAACAAAUUCAGCAACAACAAUAUCGACAA